Molecule: messenger RNA, 2887 nt
Organism: Otolemur garnettii (small-eared galago)
Lineage: Eukaryota; Metazoa; Chordata; Mammalia; Primates; Galagidae
Gene: A1CF
Product: APOBEC1 complementation factor
Exons: 12
Coding region: 138-1937 (599 amino acids)
Cellular component (GO): nucleus
Molecular function (GO): mRNA binding
Source: RefSeq, a predicted model, not a curated record
GAUAUGAUGAUUAGAGCAUAACCAGAGUGACACGUUGAAUUCGCCAUAAUCAAGGAAACCUUUUCCGGGUGGGGAUCUCUGAAAUUACUCAGUGAGCAACCCUAAUUAACCUGAUUUUUUGCUGAUAAUCACUCUCAAUGGAAUCAAAUCACAAAUCCGGGGAUGGAUUGAGCGGAACCCAGAAGGAAGCAGCCCUCCGCGCACUGGUCCAGCGCACAGGAUAUAGCUUGGUCCAGGAAAAUGGACAAAGAAAAUACGGUGGCCCUCCGCCUGGCUGGGAUGCCGCACCCCCAGAACGGGGCUGUGAAAUUUUUAUUGGAAAACUUCCCCGAGACCUUUUUGAGGAUGAACUUAUACCACUAUGUGAAAAAAUCGGUAAAAUUUAUGAAAUGAGAAUGAUGAUGGAUUUUAAUGGCAACAAUAGAGGAUAUGCCUUUGUAACAUUCUCAAAUAAACUGGAAGCCAAGAAUGCGAUCAAGCAACUUAAUAAUUAUGAAAUUAGAAAUGGACGCCUCCUGGGGGUUUGUGCCAGUGUGGAUAACUGCCGGUUGUUUGUCGGGGGGAUCCCAAAAACCAAAAAGAGAGAAGAGAUCUUAUCGGAGAUGAGAAAGGUCACUGAAGGGGUUGUGGACGUCAUCGUCUACCCAAGCGCUGCAGAUAAAAGCAAGAACCGGGGCUUUGCCUUUGUGGAGUAUGAGAGCCAUCGGGCAGCCGCCAUGGCCCGGAGGAAGCUGCUGCCAGGAAGAAUUCAGUUAUGGGGCCAUCCGAUCGCAGUGGACUGGGCGGAGCCAGAAGUAGAAGUUGAUGAAGACACGAUGUCUUCAGUGAAAAUCCUGUAUGUCAGAAACCUUAUGCUGUCUACCUCUGAAGAGAUGAUCGAAAAGGAAUUCAACAAUAUUAAACCAGGUGCUGUGGAGAGGGUGAAGAAAAUUCGAGACUAUGCUUUUGUGCACUUCAGUAACCGAGACGAUGCAAUUGAGGCUAUGAAAGCUUUAAAUGGGAAGGUGCUGGAUGGUUCUCCCAUUGAAGUGACCCUAGCCAAACCAGUGGACAAGGACAGCUACGUUCGGUACACCCGCGGCACAGGCGGAAGGGGCACCACAUUGCAAGGAGAGUACACCUACUCUUUGGGCCAUGUUUACGACCCCACCACAACCUACCUUGGAGCUCCUGUCUUCUAUGCCCCCCAGGCCUAUGCAGCAAUCCCCAGUCUUCAUUUUCCAGCCACCAAAGGACACCUCAGCAACAGAGCCAUUAUCCGAGCCCCUUCUGUUAGAGAAAUUUACAUGAAUGUACCUGUAGGGGCUGCGGGAGUGAGAGGACUGGGCGGCCGUGGCUAUUUGGCAUACACAGGCCUGGGGCGUGGAUACCUGGUCAAAGGAGAGAAGAGAGACGAUAAGCUCUAUGACAUCUUACCUGGAAUGGAGCUCACCCCGAUGAAUCCUGUCAGUCUAAAACCCCAAGGGAUUAAACUUGCUCCCCAGAUAUUAGAAGAAAUUUGUCAGAAAAACAACUGGGGACAGCCAGUGUACCAGCUACACUCUGCCAUUGGGCAAGACCAAAGACAGCUAUUCUUAUACAAGAUCACCAUUCCUGCUCUGGCUGGCCAGAAUCCUGCCAUCCACCCCUUCACGCCUCCAAAGCUAAGCGCCUAUGUGGAUGAAGCAAAGACCUACGCUGCCGAGUACACCCUGCAGACGCUGGGAAUCCCCACAGACGGAGGGGACGCUGGGACUGCAGCUGCUGCUGCUACGGCUUUUCCAGUUUUCUGUGCCUCCUCUCCAGGUUACGCCAUCCCCAACGCAGCUGCCCCUGUGUCUGCAGCCCAGCUCAAACAAGCAGUGACCCUCGGACAAGACCUGACACCAUACCCCGCUUAUGAAGUCUACCCUACUUUUGCAGUGACUGCCCGAGGGGAUGCAUAUGGAACCUUCUGAAGAUAUCUUUUUGAAAGAUCUAAAAAUAAGACACACAAAACUUUUCAAGAAGAAAUAAACCUCUAACACAGUCCCCUAAGGAUGCUCACGGGUAAUAUCCUUCCUACAGCCGUGCCUUUGCUGAGACCAUCCCUUUCGCUAAUUGUAGAAUCAUGAGGUGAAUGUUAUUCCAAAAUGAAAUCAAAUGUUAAGGAGCCUUUUGUUUAACAGGAAGCUGGAGAGCCAUUGCCCUCAGAAAUUGUUCUGUGUUCCUGAGUGUCUUGGGAGCGUGUUUACAAACCCCGACAGAGUGGAGAGAGAUCUUUUAGCCAGCAAGGGUUGGGGCUGAACAGACCUAGGUAGUCAGUAACCACAGAGGAGAGCCUGGUAAACUGUAGUCUUAACCCCUGGCUCACAGUUACUUUUGUGGUUCACAAAAAUCACAAAAGCAAAAAGAAGAGAGGAGGUUGCUCUUCGAAACACAGUCACCGUUUUCCUCUGUGUGGGGCAAGAUCCCAGCCCCGUGCUCAGGAAAGACCAUCCAAGAUUUGGUGAGGUCAGCCACACUGCAGUCUAAAAAUGCUCCUGUUUGUCACAGAUGAGGAUCUCUCUGUCACUUGCAGCCCCUGGGACUUCAUAUAAAUGGAUAUGAUGUGUAGCAGACAGAGUUAAAACAAACAUAGGCCCCAUUAUUUACUCAUCAGCCCACCACUAUGUUUCCCUACGACUCCUAUCCUCCCCAAUAAUCCUUCCAAUAUGAAGUGAUUUGUCAUCUGAAACAUUUUGACUUGCCCACAGUUGAUUUAUUUUCAUUUCAGAACUCGUUUUGUUCCUUUCCAGUAUCAUAAAAAUGUAAAUCAAAUCUACCAAAUAACGUUUAUGAUGCUUUUUCCUAUUCAGCAAAUUGGCUGAAAAGUCAUUUCAAAGACAGAAGUGAAGCUUUGCUUUUUUUUUUUUUUUUUAUCUUUUUG